GCCGACUACGCCUGCCAAAGGUGCACGACUGAGUUUACCACUGUGGCCUUUUGGUGCUACACGAGGUCUGGCCAAGUUUUGUGUACGAAGUGCUCCAAGGAGCAGAAAGGCUGCAGCUUCCAACCUGGGUGGAUGCUGAACAAGGGAAAGUCCAAGGGGAAAGGGAAGUCGAAAGCGAAGGCGGCCGAAAAGUCGGGGGAGCCGGAACCAUCGCGCCCGACCAAAAAGCACAAGGUCGAGGUAGUCGUCCCUGAACGAUCUGUCGGUGAGAUUAUCGCACGGACAAAAGCUGUUCGGGCUCGGAAGCUAGUCCAGUGUCUUCCAACCUCCACUUGUACCGUCCUGACCCCUUCCCAUCCCCACUCCUCUACUGUCCCCACUCUGUCCGACUCAUCUCGCCUGUCUCCUAUCGUCACACAAGGCAUCGCGUCAGAGCUUCGGUACCGCAUUGCUGUGGCCGAAGGUACGCGUGCCUUGCUGGCGCAUUCAAUCGCGAUGUGGCAGGGUGAGUUGGCAAGUCUUGAGGCACGUUCGGGUGGCUCGGCGGUUUUGGAUGUGGUGCUGGUGGAAGACUCGUUGGAUGCCAAGGAUUCGGACAUGUCUGUGUUGGGCGACUUUGUGCCCGAUGUGUGGAAUAGUUUCAAGGUGUCUGUCGUACAGUAA
This is a messenger RNA of Heterobasidion irregulare TC 32-1, 663 nucleotides long. RefSeq lists its product as uncharacterized. The annotation marks the transcript as partial. Lineage: Eukaryota; Fungi; Basidiomycota; Agaricomycetes; Russulales; Bondarzewiaceae. The record is from RefSeq and is a predicted model, not a curated record. The transcript has 2 exons.